Molecule: messenger RNA, 2029 nt
Organism: Striga asiatica
Lineage: Eukaryota; Viridiplantae; Streptophyta; Magnoliopsida; Lamiales; Orobanchaceae
Source: the annotation of a GenBank genome assembly
AGAUCAGGGAUUGUUCCCGAAAAGCAAUUUUGAAAACAAGAGCGCUUCUCAGCUCCAUCCUCGGACCAAAGUUCAGAAACACACAGCUCACGUCCCCAACUGCUCGAUGGAUGUUCCGAAAGACCAAUUAUCCACUCUUCUGGAUCAUGGUCUUUACGCUUCUGCCCAAAUGCUGGGUUGUUUUGCUGUGACAUCUGCCUCGAUAAAUUCGGAGACUAGUCCUCAUCUUAGAGCCGAAAGCUUGGUGCUGUAUGGGGAUUCACUCUUUCGAGGAAAGGAGUAUCGAAGGGCAAUUCAAAUAUAUAAGCAAGCAUUACAAUAUCACAAAAUACUACCAAAACAGAAUGCGUCGACACCCCCGGCAACUAGGAGUGCCUUGUCAGCGUCAAGUAGAUCUUCUUCUCCAAGUUCUUUCAACACUGUGGUGAUAAAUGAAAAUGAGGUUAAAUUUAAGAUUGCAAGUUGUUACAGCUCACUUGGUGAGAACAGAGCUGCCCUUAUUGAGUAUUUAUUGCAGCUUGAAUAUCAUGCAAUUCUAGCCACAGUGAUAAAUGAUCGAUAUGCAGAAAGUGUUGACAGUAUAUCCGGAUGUGUUUAACAGAUGGAGGGAAUUCCAAGCAAGUCAAGGAAUCUAGAAAUGCAUCUUGUGAUGGCAAAGCUCUACCGAAAUGCUAGACAUACUCGAGCAGCAAUUGCAUGCUUUAAGGAGUGUUUAAAGAAUUGCCCGUACAUUAUGGAGGCUAUCAUUGCUUUGGCUGAAUUGGGUGUUUCCGCAAAGGAUAUUAUAUCAUUGUUUCCUCAGACUCCGAACAGAAGUGGAAGGCCUCCCUUUGAUCAUUUUGAUUCAAGUCGCUGGCUACAACGUUAUGUCGAAGCUCAAUGCUGUAUUGCUUCGAAUGAUUAUAAAGGUGGGUUGGAACUUUUCUCGGAACUUCUACAGCGAUUUCCAAAUAACACCCACAUAUUACUUGAAAUGGCUAAGGUUAAAGCUGUCAUUGGGAAAAAUGAUGAAGCCAUUUUGGAUUUUGAAAAAGUUCGGUCGAUUGAUCCAUAUGUGGUUACAUAUAUGGAUGAGUACGCACUGCUUCUGAAGAUUAAAUCCGAUCAUUCCAAGUUAAAUAAGUUGGUUCACGAUCUAUUGAACAUUGACCCCGCCAAACCUGAAGUUUUCGUGGCUUUAUCUGUUUUGUGGGAAAAGAAAGACGAGAGAGGAGCUUUAGCAUAUGCAGAGAAGAGCAUCCGUAUUGAUGAGAGGCAUGUUGCAGGUUACAUAAUGAAGGGGAAUCUUUAUUUGGCAAUGAAUCGGCCAGAAGCUGCAGUGGUUGCGUUUAGGGGAGCUCAGGAUUUGAGGCCCGAUCUUCGUUCGUAUCAAGGUUUGGUGCGUUGCUAUUUGGCCCUUUCGAAGAUGAAAGAAGCCUUGUAUGCUGCAAGAGAGGCAAUGAAGGCAAUGCCCCAAUCCGCAAAGGCUCUAAAACUAGUUGGUGAUGUACAUGCUAGCAGCACAAGCGGUAGAGAGAAGGCAAAGAAGUUUUACGAAUCAGCCCUAAGACUGGAACCUGGUUUUCUUGGGGCUGCAUUAGCAUUGGCCGAGCUCCAUGUGAUGGAAGGCAGAAAUGGGGACGCUGUCUCUCUACUCGAGCGCUAUUUGAAAGAUUGGGCGGACGACUCUUUGCAUGUUAAGCUUGCUCAAGUUUUUGCGGCCACUAACAUGUUACAAGAUGCCCUUUCACAUUAUCAGGCCGCGUUGAGGAUGAACUCCCAAAAUGAAGCUGCAAAAAAGGGACUAGAGCGCUUGGAGAAACAAAUGAAGGUGCGUGUUUCUAUAUGCUAUUACUUCGGAAGUGAUUUUCUUGCCAAUGCCAUAAAUGAGAGGCUUUUGAAUGUGUGUUCUCUAGAAAGUCUUGAGCUUUUUGUGUAUUUUGAUAAUGGUGCCGAUUUUCAGGGAGUUGAUCCUGAUGCCCCUGAAGAAGAUGAAGAUAAUGAGGUUGAUGAUGGUGAUGGAGAUCAAGAAGGUGUUGAGCUCUUAUGA